Phytomonas sp. EM1 is the source of this 1392-nucleotide messenger RNA. The record is from the annotation of a GenBank genome assembly. NCBI's taxonomy places the organism in Eukaryota, Euglenozoa, Kinetoplastea, Trypanosomatida, Trypanosomatidae.
AUGGCAUUCAAAGCGUUGCGUGAUUGGAUCGAUAAACAUCUGUUAUUAACAUCUUUUGUGGUGCGAAUUAUCCUAAUCCUUUACUCAACUAUACACGAUGAGUACUUUCGCGUUAAAUACACAGAUAUUGAUUAUAUGAUUUUAACGGAUGGGGCCCGCGCCAUCGUCGACGCGCAUAAGUGCCCAUUCGAGCGCACCACGUAUCGCUACACGCCGUUGCUCGCGCUCCUCAUGGUGCCGUCAGUCGUGUGGUUCGAUGCUUUUGGCAAGCUGUUGUUCUCCCUAUGUGAUCUAGGGGUGCUGCACCUCUGCGAGCGUCUUCUCGAUCGUUAUUCUGUGCGGGAAAGCAAGCUCCAGAUGCUGAAAGUCUUCAUCGCUUUCAACCCUGUCGUUCUAAACGUCUCAACACGUGGCAAUAGCGAUAUGCUGAUGACGCUGAUCAACCUUAUUGCGAUGGCCUUAUACGAUUGUCGCCGUUAUUACGCAGCUGCCGGUAUGUUGGGGUUUGGCGCACACUUUAAGAUCUUUCCCCUUAUUUACGUUCCGUCCUUUGUGUUUGGGGUCUGGCAUCAACUCGGUGAGAGGACUAGGGUAGGCAAAGAGGGAGAGCUUGUGGACUCCAGCGCAUCACCCAUUUCCCAACGGUUGCAGCAGACAGCAAAGAUAGCCCUGAUCUCUGGUAUCUUUUUCUCCGUUUCUUUUGCCAUCCCGACGGGUGUGAGUUACUUCUUUUGUGGGGAUGUUUACAUACAAGAGGCCUUUUUAUACCACUUUCACCGUGAGGAUCAUCGGCAUAACUUCUCACCUUACUGGCUAACCAUCUACCUGAAUUUGGCUGCGCGCGUCAUGCACUACGAGCGGCAGUUCGCGCCCGGGCUGUGGGCCUUCAUCCCACAGGCCGUGGUUCUGCUUUUUACCUCUUGGAGGCUGCGGCGGAACAUCCUGCAGGCGUGCUGCACAGUGACCAUUUUAUUUAUCGCCUUCAAUAAGGUGUGCACGGUUCAGUAUUUUGUGUGGUUUAUUCCGCUUCUUCCAUUUGUAUUUACCCAACAGUCUGCGUUUUUAUCCGCGCCAACCGAAUCCGUGGAAAGGAGCAAGACAUCGCGCAAAGGAUUGCAGAAGAGUCCAAAGGUACCAGGGGCCGGCCACGUUUACACCGUUCCGUCGCUUAGAGUCAUUAUCAUUGCUCUGACAUUGUGGUGUAGCACCAUCCCACUCUGGGUUUUCACGGCGUACGCACUAGAAUUUCAAGGUAAAAACCACUAUGGUCGCGUGUGGCUCGCCUCCGGCGUGUUUUUCCUCGCCACGACAUUGCUCGGAGGUUGGGUGGGGCGGGUCUCCUACUUUUCUCAGCAAAAUCACCCCUUUCCUAUUAAACGUAAAUAUAUCUAA